Molecule: messenger RNA, 2638 nt
Organism: Hydra vulgaris (swiftwater hydra)
Lineage: Eukaryota; Metazoa; Cnidaria; Hydrozoa; Anthoathecata; Hydridae
Source: RefSeq, a predicted model, not a curated record
GAUGGUGGAAUGCAGUUUUGUGUUGACAAGAUGAUGUUAGAGCAUAACCAUGACAUUGAUCGAGAGUUUUUUAACAACCUCCCAAAAAGAAGAAAACUAACUGCAGAAGAAGAGCAAGAUGUUUCAAGAAUUUUAACUAUGCAUGGAAACAAGUGGCUAAUAAAAGAUCAAAUACUAAAAGAAACAGGUUUAAAAAAGCUAGUAAUUCUACAAAAAUAUUUUUAGAUUGUUUGUUCUAUAUUUGAUCAUGUAUACUCAAUGUAUAUUAUUAUAUUAUAUCUAUAAUUUCAGUUUAAUUCAUUUUUCUACAUUAGUGCAAGUAUACUGAUUAAAAAAGCUUUUUUAAGGAAAAAAAGUCACUUUGAGAGAUCUUCAUAAUUUAGCUGCUAAGCAAAAAAGUACUAAUGACAUGGAUUCUCUUUUAGCAGUUUUUAGUGAAUGUAAUGGAUCUUGAAAUUAAAGCAGAUGAAAGCGGAGUAUUAAAUGGCAUUUUUUAUCAAGAUGCUGAAAUGAAGAGGUUCUUUGAUCAAUAUCCUGAAUUAGUUUUAAUGGAUACAACUUACAAACUGACCAAUUUGAGAAUGCCACUCUAUAUAAUGCUUGUUGUUGGACCAUAUGGUGAGAGUGAGAUUGUAGCAAUAUUUCUAACAGCAACUGAAGACUCAGUAACACUUAGUGCUAUGCUAGAUAUUUUUAAAAAAAAAAAUCCAAACUGGAAUUUAAUUUCAACUGUUUUUACAGAUAAAGAUUUGACGGAAAGGGAGAAUAUUCGCCAAGCCUUUCCGCAAGUCGCUCUCUUGUUGUGCAUUUUUCAUGUACUCAGAUGUAUGAGUAGGGAAAUAACUACAAAAAAAAUGAAUAUUUCAGAAGAACAAAGAUUGAGUGCACUAAAAAUGAUUCAGAAAAUGACUUAUGCAUCAUCCGAGGAAAAAUAUGAAAGCAUUCGCAAUGAAUUUCACAAAGUUAUGCCGGGAACAGUUGUUAAAUAUUUUGAGGCUAAUUGGCAUGGUUGCAGAUAUGAAUGGGUGCAUUGUUGGCAACAACAAAAUGUAACAUAUGGAGAAAAGACUACUAAUCGUUUAGAGUCAAUCAAUCAUCGAAUCAAAGCUGUUGUUACCCUACUAAGUCCUUUGCCAGUCUUUUUCAAAGAUUUUCUUGCUGUUAUUACAUGCAUGCGUCACGAAAGAGAUCAACACUAUAUAAAUUCAACUGAGCGUGUUCCAGUUAGUAUAAGCCACCUUAAUGCAACUGAGCGUCUUUAUUAUGAGCUACUUACUCCAUUUGCAUUUUCUUAUGUCAAACAACAGCUAGAUGAUUCAAUCAGUUUAAAAGGGCAUUUGGAAAAUGGAAUUUUGCAAAUGGAUAUAUGUGGUAAUACAGAAACACUUCAUGAAGACAGUUGCAUUUGUUCUUUUUUUAAAUCUAUGGGUUUGCCAUGCAAACACAUGUUAGCUGCCAGAAGAAUUAAAGAAACAUCUGUUUUUUCUGAACUCGGUGUUGCUUCAAGAUGGUGUAAACAACAGUUGUAUCAAAAGCAUAGAAUUUUCCAAUCACCUGCUCUUCAAGAGAGUCAUGUGGCUGUGUCAUUGCUUAAGGACAGACCCUUAACGAAUGCAGAAAAGUUUUGUCGUGGUAAUCGUCUUCUUCAGCGUUUAGCAGAAUUAGUUGCUGAUGGGGGUAUGUCACAAUAUGGUAGCAGAAUGAAACUUCUUGAAGACUUAACCAACAUCUGGAGUGCCAAUCGUGAAGCCAGAGUUAUUGCAGUUGAUUUUAAUUAUGAUGAAAGGACUUCUUCUACAAAAGAAGUAGUUAACAUUCCUGCAGCUGAAAAACUACUUAAUGACAUUGAUUUCACAAAAGUAGAUACUUUAAUAUCCAAAGUAGAUAGCGUAGAUAGAUCAUCUUUAUUAAUAAAUCAAGUCAGGGAAGAAUUUAAUGAAAAUACUAAUCAAGUCAUGACUACUCAGUUGGAAAAAGAAUUUAAUGAAAAUACUCAAGUCAUGACUACUCAGUUGGAAAACGGAAACGAUCAUCCUAAAAACAAUACUUUAGAAGUUCCUUCAACUUCAAAUGAAGUAAAUAUUAAAAAACUAAAAUUUCCCUCAGCAGUUUUAUGUCGUGGAAGGCCAAAAUUAAAAGUAAAAAAAAAUGCGAUUGGCCUGCGCAUUCUGCAAAAAAAUCAUUGUGUACCAUUUCAAAUGAAGUCGAUUCCAGAAAAAGUGGAAAUAUUACUUGGACGCUUAUUAAAAGGAGGGAGGCCAAAAGAUAUCACGUCUACAACACCUGCAGAUGUGCAAGACCUUCAUAUUGAACCACAAGAACUCCCCUCGUCGGUCACAAACGAAAAAGUUGUUAUUGAAAUAUUAAAACCUUUUCUUACAUCUCAAGCUUGGCAAAAACUAAAAUCUUCUUUGAAAAAGCGUCAGAAAAUGGCUAUUUGGAAUUGCCCAACAUGCAGUUUAAAUGCAUCUGUAGAAAGUAUAGAGUGCGACAGUUGCUUGGAGUGGUAUCAUUUUAAAUGCGUCCAAGUUACUACCAAAAUGAAAAGAAAUUGGUUUUGUAACAAAUGUAAAUUGGGUAGUGUAUGUCAAAAAAGUUAAGAUCGAUUGAAAAAAGUGACUAAAAAAAACUUCGGUAU